Messenger RNA from Penicillium alfredii, 2442 nucleotides. Its product is annotated as putative GTPase activating protein (Gyp3). Lineage: Eukaryota; Fungi; Ascomycota; Eurotiomycetes; Eurotiales; Aspergillaceae. The record is from RefSeq and is a predicted model, not a curated record. Bases 1 to 2442 code for a protein of 813 amino acids. The transcript has a single exon.
AUGGUCACAAAAAAUGGAAAUCUUCGACUGCCGCCUCCAGGCGAAUCCGAUAUCCCCGGCCGGCGCAGGGUGCCUCACCCACCGCGGCUAGACUCUUUGAAGAUUGAUCCCCGGGCGUCGCGAACCACAAAACCAGCCCCGAGAUCGUCACCUCGCUCUCUCCACUCUUCGCGUCCUCCCGGUUCGCGUUCCCCCAAGCCUCCAGUAGCGCACCACUCCUCCGAUGAACGCCUCUAUCCAGUGCAGACCCGCCAAUUUCCCUCGCAGGGUUCGAGGGAUGAGUGGAAGCGCAACAGAUCCCCUAGCCGCCCUCCCUACACCACACCCGAUCCUCAUAACCCCAAAUGGCCUUCUCGGGACAGCGAGAUCGAACGGACAAACCAUCGCAGAGCCCCGCCACCCCGAGGCGGGAUGCGCGUCUCCAUGUCGACAUCCAGGUUAAAUAAUUGGCGACCAAGAGGCUACGACUCUCCGGAUCGCCGCCCGCAGGAGCUGACCUCCCACGGCCUCCCGCUACCACGCUUUCCAUCCAAUGGACCGGCAGAUGAAAAUACCCCCCGAUCGAGUGUGAACUCUACCAUGACCUCGCGGUCCAGCAUUGAACAGGCCAGUGGGACAGAGCGCAGCAGUGUUCUGACCAAGAGCAGUUCGAUCAUCGACCUGUCCCCUGAUACCCCCAAUGCACCCUAUGGGAUGGAGGGUGAUAUGAGUGUCGAAGAUGCCAUCUCGAUGUAUCUCGACGGCUUCAGCGAUGUCACCGAAGAGCCCGCAUCGCCUAAGUCCCGCGCUGAUAGCAAGGCGCCAUCGGUGACACCGCCACCCUCUCGAGAUGCUCACGUGGCUGAAAUAUGCCCCCCAGAGGUCACCCCCUUAGACGAUAUUCCGCCUAUACCGCCAUUGCCCGAAUCUACCCUCCCAGAGUCUACAAAGCUAGCGGCCGUUCAAUCAGAUCCGCCAUUAAAGCUCAUUCCGCCAGCGCCCACACAAACAGACAUCCCACCCUCAGAGUCCACGCCACCAGAUCUUGUCCCGACAGGACCCUCAGUGCUAGAAAAUGAACCACCAGAACUAAUGCCAUCACAAACGCCAUUAACCGAUCUUCAGUCCAUGCACCAACGUCAACAGUCGAAAGUUAUUCUCACAGGCCCGGUGCCUCCGCCACUUCUCUCUGGAAUGGACAGUCGAGACAACUACGGGUUUCGCAAGGCCACGCAAUAUGUGACUUUACCGCAGUAUGAAACCUGGAAAGGUCCCUAUUCCAAUUAUGCAGCCCACCGAAGAUUUAAAUGGUAUGAACUGCUCAAAGAGCAUGGGUUGUCUACCACCGACCCCGUCCAGUUUCCUCCGCAGUCGUCUAAAACAAAGCGAUUCGUGCGCAAAGGGAUCCCGUCCGAGUUCCGAGGAGCAGCGUGGUUUUGGUAUGCCGGCGGAUUUAAGCUCUUGACUCGUAACCGCGGUCACUACGAUCAAUUGGUGGAGCGUGCUAUGAACUCGCCAAGCAAUGAUGACAAGGAGCACAUCGAGCGUGAUCUACAUCGUACCUUUCCGGACAAUCUUCACUUCAAGCCCGAGACAGCAGACGCUCCUACUGGAAGCAGUAACCCACAAAAUCAAGACGUGCCUACGGAGACGCAGAUGAUCCGGUCCUUGCGCCGUGUUCUCUACGCCUUUGCACUCCACAAUCCCAAAGUCGGGUAUACGCAGUCGCUUAAUUUCAUCACUGGCAUGCUCCUUCUUUUCCUUCCAGAAGAAAAGGCAUUUUGGAUGCUGCAUAUUGUCACAUCGGUCUACUUGCCUGGAACGCAUGAGAUCAGUUUGGAAGGGGCCAACAUCGACCUGUGGGUGCUCAUGGUGCUGCUCAAAGACUCCAUGCCCAAUAUCUACGCCAAAAUCGCGAGCAUGGGGGACUCUCCGGCUGGUCGCAACAAGACCCCGGCGCUCGGCGUGCACUCCCGCCUACCCGAUAUCACUUUGGGACUGACCAACUGGCUCAUGUCGGUGUUUAUUGGCACAUUGCCCCUGGAAACCACUUUGCGAGUAUGGGACGUCUUUUUCUACGAGGGAUCCAAAACAUUUUUUCGUGUCUCGCUCGGAAUUUUCAAGGCGUGCGAGCGUGAAAUCUUGAAAGUGUCGGAUCCCAUGGAAGUCUUCCAGGUGGUCCAGACGAUUCCCAAGAAAUUGUUGGAUGCCAAUAGUCUGCUCGACGAGUGUUUUGUGCGACGGCACCGAGUGGGUCAGGGUCGGAUCGACGAGCUCAGAGCGUCGCGUGGGGCCGCUGUUCGCCAGGAAAAAUUGCGUCGGUCGGUGGCCUUCAGCAAGGGCGAGAUCAAACCUGCGACCGACGAUUUCCCGGUCCGUCGACGCACUCCGAUCCCAGGGAUCGAGCAUCGUGUGGUGGACUCCUGGCGUCAACUCAAGCAGCACGCGUUUCGCGAUCGAUGA